Molecule: messenger RNA, 3481 nt
Organism: Mugil cephalus (flathead mullet)
Lineage: Eukaryota; Metazoa; Chordata; Actinopteri; Mugiliformes; Mugilidae
Gene: wipf1b
Product: WAS/WASL interacting protein family, member 1b
Exons: 10
Coding region: 316-1863 (515 amino acids)
Molecular function (GO): actin binding
Source: RefSeq, a predicted model, not a curated record
GGCUCUGGGUGGGGCCGUUGAGCUGGCCCGUCUGUCUGUCUGCCUGCCUGCCAGUCCUCUGCAGACUUCAGGAUUGGCUGCACAGCGGUCCUCAACACCAGCCACAGUAUACAGGCGGUCGAUGAAGGAUUAUUGUCCGUGCACGGCGUUUCACACUUCCAGCGCUGCAUGUUGCUGCUCUUCACUUUUUGCCUUUUUAUGAGGAAUGAACUAAGGUGCUUCUUCUACUGUCUUCUGAACCUACUGCUGAUUCUUCUAUGGACACAGAUUGAGGUGCAGCGUCCAGUGCAGAUAGAAUAAAACGGAGAGCGGAAGAUGCCAGCCCCACCUCCCCCACCACCGCCCGGGCCUCCCCCUCCUCCUACCUUCGCUGUUGCUAACACAGAAAAGCCAUCUCUAAACCGUUCAGAGCAGCAAGGACGGUGUGCUCUUUUGUCCGAUAUUAGUAAAGGCGCGAGACUAAAGAAAACUGUUACAAAUGACCGCAGUGGACCCAUAUUGGACAAACCCAAAGGAGGAGGAGGUGGAGGAGGAGGGGGAGGAGGAGGAGGAGGAGGUGGUGGAGGUGGAGGUGGUGGAUCUGCAGGAGGUUUAGGAGGCCUGUUUGCAGGGGGGAUGCCAAAGCUGAGGUCUGCAGGAAACAGAGACUCAUCUGACUCGGGACCGAGCCGAGGCCCCAUGCUCCCCCCAGGAGGCCGUCCUGGUGGCCACAGCCCUUUCGGUGGUGGCGGCAGCUCUCCUGGUCCACCCAAACUCCCAGGAGCCCCUGGUGGUGCCCGUAACAAUGUCCCUGAUAUUCCCAAAGGUCGCCCAAAUUUUUCACCCAGACAAGACUCCUCACCAGGGGGCCCUCCUCCUGUGCCCAACACCCCUAGACCUUCGCCGGGCUUCCCGUCUCGCGGGGGCCCAUCUCCGCCAUCACUCCCCGGAGGACCCAGACCCAGCCAUGCCUCCGUACCUCCACCACCUAGUGUUUCAUCAGGGAGGCACGGAGGUUUCCCUCCCCCACCAGGAGGCUCCCCAUCAGGGCCUCGGCCAGGCUUCUCCGCGCCUCCUCCUCCACCCCCAAAUAACAGCAGACCUCCCUUACCACCAGCUCCAGGAGGAAGGCCCCCGCUUCCCGACGACCGACCGCCACCACCCCCAGCGCCCGGAGGUGGUCAUCGGCCAUCUAUGCCCCGCGACAUGCCCCCACCUCCCCCCGCUCUCACCUCCAAACCUCCUCCCUCCUCAUCCUCUCGUCCCUCAGCUGGUGGCGGUGCACCGCCUCUCCCACCUGGACGACCAGGCCCUCCUCCUGUACCACCCAGCCCGACCGGGGGGGACGACCACAACACACCUCGUCUACCCCAGAGGAACAGCUCGCUCAACAGUCACGCUCCGACACCACAACACGCCAGGGGAGGACCUCUCCCCCCGCCACCAAAUGAAAGGCCGCCGGCUCUUGGAAGGAACCAGUCGUCAGUACGCUCAGGCCCCCUUCCUCCCCCGCCUCCUUCAGGUCGCAACGUGGGCGGGGGUAGUGUGAGGUCUUCGCCAGCUCCCGCUCCCGUUGGUCGGCCAGGCCCAGAACCUCCUCGUGGAGGACCUGGUGGUAGGCCUCCCUUACCUCCAGACCGGCCGGGGACUGGUGGAGGCUUUCCUCCUCCACCACCCAUGGGCAACGGUUUCCAAAACAACCACAACCAGAUACAAGAUGAAUGGGAAUAUAGGUUCAAUUUUCACCCAGUGUCAGACCUUCCUCCGCCUGAACCCUACGUGCCCUCCCAGAAAACCUACCCCAGCAAGAUCGCUAAGUCUGACGGCAAAGGUCCUGGUAAAAAAGAGAGAGGAGCUCCUCCUCUUCCUCCUAUACCCAGGUGAAGAAGAGGUACCAGCCAUCACAACACUUGGAACUACCCCCUCCUUUUCCCCCUCUGUCUCUCUCUCUUUCACGCUCAUUGUGCUUUGACCUGCAGCAUGUUUUUUGUUUUUUUAUGUAAGAACUGCAACAUGUAAAGUGGAAGUACGGUUGACCAAGUAAAUGGACAGAUUCACAAUGUUUUGUUUAAAACAUGUGCAGUAGAAUGGAAAUGCUUAAAGACCAAAGCCUGUUCAUACACCGGUACACUGUGUUCAGGAAAAAACAAAGUUUCAGGUUUACUUCCAUGCUGUUGCUGGAAGAUGUGUUUGGGUGGCCUUUGUGGAUUUUUGACUCUGAUCAUUUCUGUUUUAUGAACUUUGAUGCACAUUGUCUUUAAUCCACUAUUUUUCACUAUUUUCCCAUUAUUGUUUGUGGGGGAAAAUGCUUGCAAGAUACCACAUUUAUUCAACCAAAAUAAAAACAAAAAAAAAAUAUGUAUAUAAAUCUUUACUUGAUAAAUAUAGCCGGGAACACAUGUGACUUCCUCAGAUUGUUUACACAGGCAAGAUUAAGUUAAACAAAUUCAUCAUUUUGAGUAAUAUUGUAGUUCCAGGGUUUUUAUGGAGGAACAGUGCAGGGCUGAAUAUACACAUGUUUUUCAGGUGUUGAGAAGCUGUGAGGUUGUUGUUGUUUUAGUUUUGUUUUUAAGCCAGUGUCUCCCUUGUGCCUUUUGUAUUCACAUUUGUACUAAAGGCUGUUUAAGAGCUAAGGGAAAUUCGCCAUGGAUGCCUUGUGUGCCUUAAAUUAUGUUUUUAUGCUCCCCGAUUGUUCAGCUGGAUUGAACCUCAUGACGUCUCAGAACAUUUAGAAUAACAAUACAGAAAUGUGUCUUAAUUACAGCAUCAACACGUAAACAGACAAAAGAAUCUAACGGCCUCAAAUUUCCAUUAAAAACAUCAGGGGAAAAGUUUGUGUUUAAUUUGCCAAAGCCACAUGUGCCUUUACGACAUGGACCUGUGUGUUUCUGUUGGAACCACUGAACGGUACUUUUUAUUUGACUGUUACAUGGGAUGCGAGCGUGCAUUUAUUGAUUAUGAUUGUUUCAAAGGAUGUUUUUUGGGUUUACGGCAGCAUUGGUGUACAAUUGAACAGAUUAUGUUGCUGUUUUGUUAAAGCACCCUUGAUUUGCCAUGAGGGGGCUGUGUAUGUAUCUGUAUGAUCUAAUCAAGCGGUAAUGAAGGACGGUAUUAUUUUAAGUUAUGUUUCAGAACUGUGCAGUAUUAUGUUUUUGCUUCACACAGCACUGCUUUGAAUGGUAUGUUUACGUGGUGCAUUAUUGUCAUGUAUUAGUGUCCAAGAAUGACAUUUAAAAAAAAAGAAAAAAAAAAAGACAAUCAUGCAGAAGUAAACCCAUCUACCUAUGCCAGAAGAUGAAAUGCUUUACGUGCUCUACUUAAUGGGGUGCUUUUAUCGGAUCAUACAUUGUCAUGUAAUCUGAUACUGUCCGACACCGACAAGGACAGUGAAUUUUCUUGUCGGCAUCCACGUGAAGUGACUUGUUUUGUAUCAUCAGAUAUAUGCAUCAUUUACAUAUUUGUGCAAUAAAAUUGAGCAAUAAAUAUACAUGCAUGGUUGUGA